Messenger RNA from Brassica rapa (field mustard), 2731 nucleotides. RefSeq names its product probable serine/threonine-protein kinase PBL5. Gene Ontology annotation, molecular function: ATP binding; protein kinase activity. Gene Ontology annotation, biological process: protein phosphorylation. Lineage: Eukaryota; Viridiplantae; Streptophyta; Magnoliopsida; Brassicales; Brassicaceae. The record is from RefSeq and is a predicted model, not a curated record.
GAUCAAGAAUUGACUAGAGUUUUAUAUGCUGAAUUGAUGAACAAUUACGAUUAGGGAGAUGAUCAACUAAUAUCGUUAUACUUAACCCUUACAUAAAUUGACAAACGUAUUCACAGUUGUUGACGUUGUUGUCAUAUCAACUUAUCAAUUGUGUGUUUCUGUACGUAAAUAUGGUGGAUAAAGUCAUCAAAUCAUGUCCAUAUGUUGUUUUCAGUGUUUGAACAAAGAAAAAAUGUUGUUGCGAGUGUUGUUUUUUCGACAAUUUAUUUUGUUGGUAUAUGUUUUUUUCACGGAAGAACAAUUACGUACGAUACAUACAUGAUGUACUGCUGCAUACAUAGCACUAUAGAUUACAUUAGAAAUCCACACCAGAAUAGGAUGUACCAAGAAAAGCUGAUUAUGGUUUCCGUAUAAACCAAUAGUAAUAUGACGAUAUAUGCUUUACGUAUGUUCGUUGGACGUAGGUGAAGAUGUGGAGGAUAAAAUUAUUAAUCAAGAUGUGACAAAAUCAUUCACUCAAAGCCAUGCAUGGCUCAGUUUUUAUCUUUAAAAAAACAAUCCAUAGCUCAGCGGCCACGUCAGAUUGACGGUGGUCUGCUUCGAACCGCCGGGAGUAGACGACAAACUAACGUUGACCAAACUCAAACUAUUAUGUGACUUUCGUGGCGCCUCUUCAACAUUUGCCGCACGUUUCUCUAGUGCUCAAGAAAGAAGCGUGCGUUUGUCUUGACGUGGCUUAUUCAAAUAGAGGCGUAUUAUAAUGGUCCCAUGAACCUCGCCGUAGCUGAUAAUUCUCCGUUUAUUACACUAUAAAUAUAAAAAAAGGCAUAGCUUUCUCUGUUUGUCACUAAAAAGCUCCCUCUUUAUCUCUCCUCCCUUUUCUCAAUUCUUCUUCUUCCCCCGCUUCUUUUUUUUUCGUCACUUUUCUCUUGACUUCCGGUGUUGGGUUUCUGAUUUUCCGACGAGGAAGAGUAAGGGAAGAUUAAAAGAACAAUCUUUCUAUGAUGGGUUGUUUCGGCUGCAGUGAGAAACCGAGCAAACGAUCGGAGACCAACAAAGGGAGAAACAAGGAUACUCUGAGAAAUAAGAACACCAUCGGCUGUAGCAGCAUCACUAAUAAGCGAGAUGAUCAGACUCACCCCUGUUCAGAUUCGUCAAAAGUCAGUCCAUAUCGAGAUGUAAACAAUGAAGGAGUUGGUAAGGCGGAGGAUCAGCUAGCUCUUGACGUGAAGCGUUUGAAUCUAAAUGACCAAGCCACAGGGAAGAAACCACAGACUUUUACAUUCCAAGAACUUGCAGCUGCCACAGGGAACUUCAGUUCGGAUUGUUUUCUUGGCGAAGGAGGUUUUGGCAAAGUUUUCAAGGGAAAACUCGAGAAACUUGAUCAGGUUGUUGCUAUCAAGCAACUCGACCGUAACGGGCCUCAAGGAAUCAGGGAGUUUGUGGUUGAGGUAUUGACAUUAAGUCUUGCUGACCAUCCCAACCUCGUGAAGCUUAUAGGGUUUUGCGCGGAGGGUGAUCAGAGACUAUUGGUCUACGAGUACAUGCCUCUAGGAUCUCUUGAAGACCAUCUACAUGAUCUCCCUCCUGGUAAAAAACCACUAGAUUGGAACACUCGGAUGAAAAUAGCAGCUGGUGCAGCAAGAGGUCUGGAGUAUCUGCACGAUAGAAUGAAGCCACCUGUGAUCUACCGUGAUCUCAAGUGCUCGAAUAUAUUGCUUGGUGAAGAUUAUCAUCCCAAACUAUCAGACUUUGGGCUGGCUAAAGUUGGACCAAGCGGGGAUAAAACGCAUGUCUCCACAAGGGUUAUGGGAACGUACGGAUACUGUGCUCCUGACUACGCUAUGACGGGUCAGCUCACGUUUAAAUCCGACAUAUACAGUUUUGGAGUAGUGCUUCUUGAGCUUAUCACUGGAAGGAAAGCGAUUGAUACUACAAGACCGCGUAAGGAUCAGAACUUGGUCGGAUGGGCACGACCGUUAUUCAAAGACAGGAGGAACUUCCCGAAAAUGGUUGACCCGUUGCUUCAGGGACAAUACCCUGUGAGAGGAUUGUACCAAGCACUUGCAAUAUCAGCAAUGUGUGUUCAAGAGCAGCCGAGCAUGAGGCCUGUUGUAUCCGAUGUAGUGUCGGCUCUCAACUUCUUAGCCUCUUCUAAAUAUGAUCCAACCAGUCCUAGCAGCAGCAGGCGAAGGAAGAACACUUAUAGAGAUGAUGAAGAGAAAAGACGGGACCUCUCGAAAGAAACAGAAUCUGAAGGACAUCAAAUCUAGUUUUUGUCUUCACCAUGACAAAUGGUGGUCACAUGUAUAAAAAUACAAAACAGUAAGAUUUUUAACAUCUCUAUUGUAUGGAUGUACAUUUUGACUCGGCUUCUGUAUGUAUAUAGCAUGAGUCUAUAGAACAAACCAUUGUUACGGGAUAUUAUUAAACCAAAAAGAUAUAUACUUUGCAAGUUCUCCCGCGCAAAGCCGUUAAGAGAGCUGAACGAAUAACCAUUUUGCUAUGCUCACGAUACGGAGUUUGCGGUUUAUAACGAACACUGAAGGAAAAUAAACACCAACCAUGGUUUUACAGAAACAGUGCAUACAGCUACCGAACGAGCAUUUUCAACUGCCAGACACAACCAAUAGACCAGUUCCAAAGGACAAAUAUCAAUUAUUCUUGAAUGCGAUUUGUUACUACUUACUCCCUAACGCGAACUGACUCAAAAGCUUGCUGCUCGGUUGAC